GCCCGGAUGGUGCGCGUGCGGGCCCGGCCCGGAGCGGACGCUAGAGCUGCGCCGGCCUUCCGCGGGCCGCCGAGAGGCCUGUGAGGUUGAGGUCGAACACGGCGGAGCGCAGGUGCUGGUGCCUAUUCUGGACUCUACACUUGGCAGUGUUGGUGACUGAGCAGGCUGAAGUCCAGGGGAGCACCUGCCGGGUCAGUUCCGUGCCUGCCUUGAGAAUCUGAUUCCCUGCUGCAGAGAAAAGCAGCACCCAGGCUCAGACACCCCAGCCCAGGCUGGCCUGGAAUUCGCAGUUGUCGUUCUGCCUCAACUUCCCAAGUGCUGGGAGUAAGCCAUGCUCAGCUAAGAAAGAGUCUGUAUGUCCACUGCCCACUAGAAACAGAAUGGCCAGAUGCAAUGUCAAAGUUCACAGCAGCUACAUGAGAAAAAUAAAAAGGAAUGCACCAUGCCAAUAGUCGAUAAGCUGAAGGAGGCUCUCAAGCCUGGCCGCAAGGACUCAGCAGAGGAUGGGGACCUGGGCAAGCUGCUGGCCGCCUCUGCCAAGAAGGUCCUUUUGCAGAGGAUUGAAUUCGAACCUGCCAGCAAGAGCUUCUCCUACCAGCUAGAGUCCUUGAAGAGCAAAUACGUGCUGCUGAACUCCAGGGCCGAGGGAGCUAGUCGCCACAAGAGUGGAGAUGAGCUGCAGGCCAGGAAACCAGGCACUGAGCGUGUGUCUGGAAGUGGAGGUGAUGGAGUCCCCGCCCCACAGAAAGUGCUCUUCCCUAUGGAGAGACUGUCUCUAAGAUGGGAGCGCGUUUUCCGUGUUGGUGCAGGGCUGCACAACCUGGGUAACACCUGCUUCCUGAACUCCACCAUCCAGUGCUUGACCUACACACCACCUCUGGCCAACUACCUGCUCUCCAAAGAGCACGCACGGAGCUGCCACCAGGGGAGCUUCUGUAUGCUGUGUGUCAUGCAGAACCACAUGGUCCAGGCCUUUGCCAACAGCGGCAAUGCCAUCAAGCCUGUUUCCUUCAUCAGAGACCUGAAAAAGAUUGCCCGGCACUUCCGCUUUGGGAACCAAGAGGAUGCGCAUGAAUUCCUGCGGUACACCAUCGAUGCCAUGCAGAAGGCCUGCUUGAACGGUUAUGCUAAAUUGGAUCGGCAGACACAGGCUACUACCCUGGUGCAUCAGAUCUUUGGAGGCUAUCUCAGGUCCCGAGUGAAGUGCUCUGUGUGCAAGAGCGUCUCAGACACAUACGAUCCCUACUUGGACAUAGCCCUGGAGAUUCGGCAAGCUGCAAAUAUCGUGCGUGCUCUGGAACUUUUUGUGAAACCAGAUGUCCUGAGCGGAGAGAACGCCUAUAUGUGUGCUAAGUGUAAGAAGAAGGUUCCAGCCAGCAAGCGCUUCACCAUCCACAGAACAUCCAAUGUCCUAACUCUGUCCCUCAAGCGCUUUGCCAACUUCAGCGGGGGGAAGAUCACCAAGGAUGUUGGCUAUCCUGAGUUCCUGAACAUCCGCCCAUACAUGUCGCAGAGCAGUGGUGACCCUGUCAUGUAUGGGCUCUAUGCUGUCCUGGUGCACUCAGGCUAUAGCUGCCACGCUGGGCACUACUACUGCUAUGUGAAGGCUAGCAAUGGACAGUGGUACCAGAUGAACGACUCGUUGGUCCAUUCCAGCAACGUCAAGGUGGUUCUGAACCAGCAGGCCUAUGUGCUCUUCUACCUGCGAAUUCCAGGCUCUAAGAAAAGUCCUGAGGGCCCUGUCUCCAGGGUGGCUUCCACUCUUCCCAGUCGUCCCAGUGUCAUUCCAGAUCACCCCAAGAAGAGCCCUGGCAAUGGGGUCGUCUCCUCCCCGCUGAUGGCAAAGCUUCAAGACUCUGUGAUGAUGAGAAAGCUGCAGAGCCCUGAGGAGAUUGGUGUGCCUGUGUCCAGGAAUGGCUCUGUGCCAGGCCUGAAGUUACAGAAUGGAUGUGUUCCGGCAAAGGCACCUGCCGGGUCCCCUUCCCCAAGACUCACCCCAACACCCACACACAUGCCUACCAUUCUAGAUGAGCCUGGAAAGAAGGUGAAGAAAUCAGCUCCCCCGCAGUCCCUCACCGCAUCCCCUACCACUUCUCAGGGCUCUCCGGGGACCAGCGAAUCCAGGAGCCAGCGGCCUGGCUCCUGGUCAAGCAGGGACACCAUCUUCUCUACCUCACCAAAGCUCCUGGCCAAAGCCUUUGCUAAUGGGCACAGGCUGAAGGGGGAAGGCAAUGGUGUGGACCUGGAGAAGGGGGCUUCGAGCGGCUCGAGCCCUGAGCACUCUGCCAGCAGUGACCCUGUCAAGGCCCCACAGACCCCAGAGGGCAGAGCUACACAUUUCUGUGAUUCUCAGGAAACAGACUGUCCCACCGCUGGCCAUUCCAAAGCACUGCUGAAUGGAGUAGACUCCAAGAUAGUGAAGCAGAAGUCCCCCGCCCUGAGUAGCACCGCCACCGAGCCCACGAGCCUCAUGUCUCCUCCACCAGCCAAAAAACUGGCCCUGUCUGCCAAGAAGGCCAACACCCUGCGGAGGGCGACCGGCAAUGACAUCUGUUCACCUCCCCCCUCAGCACUCUCCGACCUCACCUACCCCAUGAAAGCCACCCACCCCGUCGUUGCCUCCACUCGGCCUGUCAGUAAAGCCAGGGCUGUUGCACCUGCUCCCCGACCAUCUACCCUCCUGAAGCAUUCCAUCCACCCCCACUCUGCAUCACUGUCCAGUAGUAGCGCCAAGCCCUUAGGGACAUCAGAGCCACAGAGCUGCCGCGCCUCUGCCUGGAUGCCCCUGCCUCAGGUCAAUGGGCACUUCUUGUCCCACUUACACCAGCUGCCAGAGGCCAGCGAGGCCCCGCACAGCCCCUCCAGAAAAAGGAAAAAGACCCUUAAUGGAGAUCCCCAGAGACUGGGCAUAGAUACACACCUCCCACAGUGCCUUGGGGGUGCACCUGCAGCAGCACGCAGGAAGAGGAAGAAGAAGAAGUGCCUAGAGGAUGAGGCUGCCACAGCUCCCCAGCAGGAAGGCCAGUCUCAGGACCAGCCUUGGAGUCCCAGGGGCCGGAAGGAAGAGGGUACACAUCCCCAGGUAAAUGGCCAUCAAGUGAAUCACGUCCUGGAUAGUCACCAUGUGAGCAGCAAGAAAAGGAGGAAGAGGAAGAGAUCAGAGGGACUUAGCCAGGAAGCCACCCCGUCCCAGAACCUGCUACAGCAUGGCUGCUCCCCUGCAGACCACUGUGAGCCUGAGACCAGGACAGAGUUGCAGAGGAAGAUGAAAAGGCGAAAAAGGAAACGUGAGUCACAGCAGGAGGAGGAGGAAAGCAAGCACCCAGCAGGCCAGAGGAGCCCAAGGCCCAGCGUCACCCCAGGCCCUGAGCUGAGCGUGAAUGGCCAUCUUUCUGGUGACCGCCUAGGGCUGGGACAAGCGCCUCUCAUUACCUGGAACAGAGAUCGAGAACCUGAUGUGGUCCAAGAGUUGCUCCAGGACUCAUCUGAUAAGGCUUAUGGGAAAAAAGUUUUGACCUGGGAUGGCGAGGUUUCAGCUGUCAGUCAGGAUGCUAUCAAAGACAGCAGAUUGGCCCGGACCCAGACCGUGCUUGACGACUGGGAUGAAGAGUUUGAUCGAGGGAAGGAAAAGAAAAUUAAAAAGUUCAAGAGAGAAAAGAAGAGAAACUUCAAUGCUUUCCAGAAGCUUCAGAGUAGACGGAACUUUUGGUCUGUGACUCACCCUGCUAAGGUUGCCAGCCUCAGCUAUCGCCGCUGAGCUUACUGCACUUGUUAGAGGUGUGACUGACAGUGUCUUUUGAAGGACCCAGGGGUGUCAUAGGAUUGUCAUGGUUUCUCUUCUCACCAGGAAGACCAGUAUGCCUGGGCCACUGCAUCCCAGAGCUGCCACAUCACACCCUGGGGACUGUCCACUUGGAUCUGAGGAGCGGCCUUGCAGCCUCUACUGCACUGUGAGCCUGCCAUGGCGGAGGCUCCUGGUGCCACAGUUCAUAGAUGAUCCAGUGUAGAAGCCCUGGGGCUUCAGCUCAGGGCCUCUGGUGGCAUUCAUAAUGAACCUCACAAGAGAAGGCCUGGCCUUGGUGUCAUGCUGACAGUAACCUAGGAGACAUCUGGAAAGGCUGAGCCUCCUCAUAGACCCUGGGGUCUAGGUAGGAAAACCCCCCUGUUCCUGGUCCGGGACUGUCAGAGACAAGGGACUGGAGCCAGCAUCUCCCGGCAUAUCCUUCACUCAGGAUGGCGGCAUGUUAGUGCCUCUUGUGGUGAGCCCUCCUUUGCCUUCCUAAGCUGGAGCUGUCUCGUGGCCCUCUCCUCAGAGGGGCCCCUGUGUGACUGACUGUCAGCUGCAGGGAGAAAGACCCCCUGGUGACUGCACUGCCCCCACCCCCAAGUGCAUCUCCUCAAAAGGACUCCACACCUUCUAGAAAUCAGCAGCUGCUGGGGAUAGGAGAGCCUUGAAAUAUGUGCCAGCGCCUCUGCUUCUAAGGCUGCUGUCCCCGCCGAGGUGACUUUGAUGAGCUUCUCCUGCAUUUGCAGUAGCCUGCGGGUCUCUGUCAAGGUGGUGGUCUUUAGAGGUGAUUUCUCCGUUAUUUUACUACUUACGAUAAAGCAUUUAUUUUUGACCAGGCCUGUGGCUUCCAGUAGCAAUUUGUUCCUCUAAUAUGCAAAUACUGGCUUCAUUUGCUCCAUUUUGUGAGUGCUUUGCAAGUGAGCUGAUUGUACAACUCAAGGAGAGUCCUUUCCUGCCCCGUUCCAGCUGCCCCUGUGGACUCAGGGUUUAACAAACAAGACUCCUUGGUGAGGGGAAGACAGCACCCAGGAGAGGAAAAGUGCCAGAAGGUUCCUCCCCAUGGGGCACACCUCUUCUUUCCCAGAGUCCUAGGCUGCUCUGGGCUGGCCUCCUCAGUCUGGGCUUCUUGGGAGGGGCAGGAGCUGUCUUAUCAAUUCCACAAGCAGCAUUUUAUCCAGCUGCCUGAUCAGGGCCUCACUCGCUGCAAAUGUGGAAAAAGAAUUGUGUUCUCCAUGUGGGGAGGUGAGGUCCUGUUUCCAUGUGGGCGUUUCUGAGCAGCAGUUCAUGGUGGGUCUGCUGGCUGAGUCUCCCAGCCAACUGUGACGAGUCUUGUGUGGGCUGGGUUCUCGAUAUCAUGUCCAGGAGUGGUGUGGGCUUCAGGUGUUGUCUUGAAGGGAGGCAGGCACCUUCAUGGGCAGGGAUUAUCAUUGAGGUAGUGUCAUUUGUUCCUGAAUCAGUUGCUUCCUGGCCACAUUUGUUUUUUCCUAUGACAUUCUCUGGUUGAAAGUUGUAGGAGCUGCCAGCACAGAAUUGAUCUGUCUCCCAUGUUUCCUCUACAUGGGUUCCUUCCUUUGUCUAAUAGAUUAUCUGUUGCAAAAUCUCUUCCAGGGGAGUGUAAUCCACUGCCUCUUGGGUAGUCAUGAUCCCCCAACUGACAUCCUGACUUCUGGCAGCAUGUGUUGCUGUCAGUGAAGGCAAGUCCUCUCCUUCCUUAGAAGCCAUUAGAAACAGGCUAGGGACAGAAUGGGCCUGGAGAAAUCAUUAAAGUUCUAGGUGACAUGUACUGUCCUAAAUAACUGAAGCUUUUCUAAAAGCAGCCAUUUUGUUGGAUCAAGUCACAUCAUUUGAACUGCGUGCUUGGCAGUAGCUAUGGUUUGGGCCCGUGUGCAGAGGGCCACCUCCCGGUGUUUCUGUUCUCCCUCACCUGCCUGUUGUUAGGGGCUCUUCUCAUCCUACAUCCUUAUGUGGCUGCAUCUGUAUGUGUACAGGGAUCCCCAAACUCUCCACUCCCUCUUCAGGAGCCCCCAGAUAUUGCCAAGAUCUUGGUGCAAUAAAGUAAUGCAUUUUUGUGA
This is a messenger RNA of Peromyscus californicus insignis, 5859 nucleotides long. RefSeq names its product ubiquitin specific peptidase 36 (gene Usp36). NCBI's taxonomy places the organism in Eukaryota, Metazoa, Chordata, Mammalia, Rodentia, Cricetidae. Gene Ontology annotation, biological process: regulation of apoptotic process; protein deubiquitination. Gene Ontology annotation, cellular component: nucleus; cytosol. The record is from RefSeq and is a predicted model, not a curated record. The transcript has 22 exons. Bases 389 to 3757 code for a protein of 1122 amino acids. Gene Ontology annotation, molecular function: cysteine-type endopeptidase activity; cysteine-type deubiquitinase activity.